AUGAAUGCGUACGAUAACAUUUUGAACUUUUGCAAUAAUAAUCGAGUGAUUUAUUCGAGUCGUUUCAACCGUCGUAGAACAACGAAAUCGAUCUGGAUUCAACUAAACAAAAGCGAUUCGAACCAUUUAAAGUGCUCAGUCGAAUUUCAGCUGGAGGAACAGAACGAACGUCUGAGGGUGCAGAAUUUGAAGUGUACCGCACAAUUGCAAGUGCUCAAGUCGUGUGCUGAUCGUACCAAACAUUGGCAGAAUUCACUACUCUUCUCGCAUUCUGUAACGGUAAAUUCGAUUCACUCAUUAUUUGGUCGAUCAUUUUUGCGUUUGAUUAGANAGAUAACUCAUGAAGAAAUCAGUCAAAAAUUCAAAGCAAAUCCAGGUGCUUUGCCCACAACGAUGAUGGAUCGAACGUCUGAUGACAGCGGUCUGACAUCAGAUGACACUUGGGAGCGGAAGACGGAUCUGAUGACGCAAUCAGCGUCUGCACUCUACAAAUGCUGCUCUCUCAGACAUGUCGUCAAGAAACCUGGAAAACCCGUUCGAGUACGAGGCAACUCGAUGAGUCAUGAAGAUGGUGACGAGGCAAACUCUUCGACGACCGAUUCGUCGCCGUGGGAGGAAAAAUCAAAACCAAUUCCGACGCCACGCAAAACAAAGACAAACGUUGUGGGCAUUGCGCAUAAUGUGAUCGAACGCGACAGCUUGAAUUCAUACGAUGACGAAAAUGAUUACAGAGAAGAGGAUGACGAAAUUUUCGACGAAAUUGAUUUCCCUCAGUCGCCAAAUGAACAGGAUGCUGCCGAAUAUGUGAAUCUUAGCGAAAUGUUCCUAUUGGGGACAAAUUCGGAAUAUGCUGAUAUCAUGAAGACGACUGCACCUGCACUUCCUGUUCAUCGACCUCCGAAUCAAUGGGAGACGAAACUGUAUCAAAUGGCAGACCGUUGUUUGAGUACGGUACUGAAUGAUGACGACGCAGCACAAUGCAGCACACUACUGAAUAAGGCACAUCUCAACGAUAAUGUGAGCACAUCAUCUCCUCAUUUGAGUGCAAUAAGACGACUGCCGUUGAAUUGCGAUCGUUCUAAAGAAGCAUGUGAUUGCUUAGAAGCAACACAUUGUGCUGCUGCUGCUACGAGCGAUUUGUGUUCAUCGCCAUCGAGACGUUCAGAUCAAAGCUCACGCUCAUCGAAUCGCCGUCGAAGUCAUGAUGUGGUCAUUAAUAAAGAAGGUGAUUACGCGGUACCACCGGAUGCAACUCAUGAUGUACGUGGUACACUUGUUAAUUCAGGACAACCGGCAGAAAAAAGCGGAUACCUUAUUCAAAUGACCGACAGCAGACUCAAGUCAUUGAAACGUCGAUAUUUUGUUCUGAAGGAAUGCAAUCUUUCGCUGUACAGGACCCAAAAGAACUACAUGAAGGGUGAAGAGCCUCUCGUUAGAAUCGCGAUUUCAGAUGUACUUUCUGUGACAAAGAUCUCGAAUAAAAUGGGAAACGGCCUACAGAUUCUCACUGCAAACAGUCGACACUGCUAUACGGGUGAAUCGGAAAAAGUUACUGAUGAAUGGCUAUCGGUGCUCAAUCAGAACGUGAAAACAGCAACAAUCUCGGAAGUAAGUCAGCGAGCGACAGCCCUCAAUUCGUUGAUCAGCGGAUAUGUGGUCAAGGCAAAGUGUGGCAUAUCAAAGCGGUUUUAUGCAUCCGUAAUUGAUGGCAAACUACUUUUCUUCAAAAAUGCCGAAGAUCGCAUUCCGUGUUCGCAUAUGUUUUUGAAAGGAGCGCAUAUCUGCGAGAAAUCAAAAGGUUCGGCUGAUGAGUAUAGUGGAAGUUCGGAUGAGCAAAAUGACAAUAAGGAGAGCAACAAUUUCGAGCACACAAUUUCAAUUGAGAUCGCUGGCUCAGACCCAGUCUAUAUAGUGCUGAAGAGUAGUGAGGAAAAGGAUAAGUGGCUGUAUUUUCUGAAGAAUGCAGCUGGAGAUGCGGCCAUUUGUGGAACACCUUUUGAAGUUUUGGUACAACGAAUGAUGACUGAACACCGCAGUAACGUUGAUCUUCCGCUAUGGAACGAUGUAUUAUUGACGAGUUGUGAGGAGAAGCCAAAAGACACUUUGACGACAAUCACCGACGAUAAUAUCAAGAAGAAAGCACUCGAAUUGAAUCGUGCUUCGUAUCUGUUCACUUCGGUGUUGAUGCGACCAUCGGGCGUACAGUACCACAUCGAUCUGGCGCAAAACAUUCUUUCAACUGCUAUGCACAAUGACGCACUUAAGAAUGAGCUAUACGCUCAACUCAUCAAGCUUACGUCCGGUGCAAUGCCGUAUGGAAUACAGGCAUGGAAGCUGUUGGCUUUAGCAGCACCGUUGUUCACACCACGGCAAUAUUCGCUUCUUUGGUUACUUCGACAACACAUUAAAAAAUGGAUUGCUACGAACUCCGACGAAGGAAAUCUGGCAAAAUAUUGUGAGCGUGCGAUGAGUCGUUGUCUUGAGGCAGGUUGUCGUUGUGAAGGACCGAGUAAACUAGAAGCAAUUUCGAUUCUCACUCGCGAUCCAACAUCAACAAAUAUGCCGCACAGUAUUGCCGUACUUCUACCGAAUGGAGAUUAUCAUGUGAUCGAUUUUGAUGGAUCAACGGAUAUUGGCGACUGCCUAUCGGCACUUUGUGUUCGUUGUGGUCUAAGACCGGCUUUGCUGAGCGGUUACGCGCUCUACGCUGAAGACGCUCUUGAACAAGGCAGAUACAUAUUGUUGAAAGGCAAACAGAAGUUAUGUGAUUGCUUAUCACGAUGGGAACGUGAGCUGAUGGAUAGUAAGUGUGGACGUGUCACCGAGGAGAGUGCUCGCAUUCGACUCGCCCUUCGACAGCGACAAUACUGGACACAUCUGACCGCUUCAGAAACACCAACCGAACGACUCUUUUUGGUUCAUCGAAUGGCGAGCGAGAUCGUUGCCGGACGUUUGCCGAUGAGCAGUGAACUUGCUGAAGAACUAGCCGCUGUGUAUGCUCAGAUGCAUUUCGGUGACGUUGGUGAAGCGAUAAGCGAAGAACAAUUCAGCAAAAUUACUUCAUCAUAUUAUCCGGCGAAAAUGCUCGAUGUAGGUUGUGAACGAACGCUUAGGCUAAACAUUCAAUCGCACUGGAAACAACUGAAUGGUACAACAGUGGCUGAUUGUGUACGCAUGAUUUUAGUUGUGCUCAGGAAAUGGCGUUUCUUUGGUGCGCACGUUACUGAAGCUAAAAUGAAGAUGCGCAACGAUGAGAAAAUCUUCAUAGCGAUUAACGAUCAGGGCGUGCAUUUGCUCACUUCGAAACAACUUGCAAGUUUUACACUUGUGUCGUUCGGUGGCUAUCGUAAUGAUUUCAUGCUGACCGUCGAACGAAUCUUACCACCUGAAGCUCAUCCCGAGGAAACCGCCCGAGAGAGAUUGACAUUUUCGAUGCCCCCUAGAACAAUUGAUCAGGUAUUUGUUUGCGUACUAUUGAUUCUUAUGUUUGAUCAUGUUUCUUAUCCUUUCAAUCAACUCAGUAACUCCCACAUAUAA
Molecule: messenger RNA, 3537 nt
Organism: Anisakis simplex (herring worm)
Lineage: Eukaryota; Metazoa; Nematoda; Chromadorea; Rhabditida; Anisakidae
Source: the annotation of a GenBank genome assembly